UAUACCGAGUAGCACAAUUAUCAAGAUAAUGGCGGUCAACUUAAUUGAACCUCCGGAUGGUGUUUUUCAAGCUAAAAGCAACACGGGAUCAGACGAUUGGUCGGUUAUCUUGCCUUACAUUGAUCGUCGAAAGUAUACAAUUGGCGACAAGUACAUCUCGUGGGCGACGCAGGGCGACUUCGUCUUUUUCAGGACUAAGGGCGACCAGUGGAAUUGGAGAUUCGGCCUGGAAAUCUUAUGCGAUGAUGACUUUUACUGGGUCAAACCGGGCCAGGGAGACAUAAUUUUUCAAAACGGUGUCAAGCUGGAUGACAAAGUCGAAACGAGGCUUAAUUUUAACGACACACUCAUUGUCACGAAGCUCCGCAACAACAUUUCUGGUGGACUUGCAAUCUUCACGUUUAAUAAACGGGAGUACCCUGAAAAUUGGGAUACAUGUAAGAAAAUGGAACUCUGUGGCUCGGAGAAGGCGCCUGAGUCAAGUUUCACACUGGAUCGAAAUCAAUUGGUAUGCAAAAUUCCUUAAUAUUUUGC
Folsomia candida is the source of this 534-nucleotide messenger RNA. RefSeq lists its product as uncharacterized. The transcript has 4 exons. Lineage: Eukaryota; Metazoa; Arthropoda; Collembola; Entomobryomorpha; Isotomidae. The coding region runs from base 29 to 526 and encodes 165 amino acids. The record is from RefSeq and is a predicted model, not a curated record.